Chara braunii is the source of this 814-nucleotide messenger RNA. NCBI's taxonomy places the organism in Eukaryota, Viridiplantae, Streptophyta, Charophyceae, Charales, Characeae. The record is from the annotation of a GenBank genome assembly.
GGGCUUAGGAUUUAGGGUUAAGGGUUAUGCCUGUUUUGACGGAGGCCGCAGCUCCCGCUAAUUACAUACGUUUUUGGUCUGCCUCACCUCUGUCGACAGAUGAGAACAAUCCUAGGAACGAUUAUCCGGAGGAGGAAGAGGAGGAGGAGGACGACGAUGAUGACGACAGCUUUGGUAAGGAAUUGGAGGGGUCAGGUGGUGAAACAAGCGAUGGAGAUGAUGACGAUGACGAGUAUCAUAAGGAUGACGAUUACUAUAAACAUGAUGGCGACUACGAUGAUGCUGAUGUUGAUGCUGAUGCUGAUGAUGAUGAUGAUGAUGAUGAAAUCUCUAAGGAUGGUGGGGAUUCAGAUGACAAUGUUGACUGUAGAUGGGUAAGGCGUCGAUAGUUGAGAAUGUCAAUGGGUAAGCAAGCCUCAAUAGCUGUGAAUUUAGGUGGGUAAGGUGUCGAUAGUUGGGAAUGCAAGGACCUGCUAACGAAGUUAAUCAUGCCGGCAUGGGAACGGAUGCAAUUGAUGAUGAUGGUGGCGAAGUCUCCAUGGAUGGCGAUUAUUCGGAUUACGAUGCUGAUUUUUUAUGGGUAAGGCCUUGAUAGAUGAAAAAUUCAAUGGGUAAGGCGUCGAAUAGCAGGGAAUUUAACUGGGUAAGAUGUUGAUAGUGGGGACUGCAAGGACUUGCUAACUUAGGAAUUAAUCAUGUCGGUGUGGGAACGGUUGCGAUUAAGGUGGCCACAUAUUGAUUCUCAAUGAGUAGAGGUGUAUAUACAUUUCUAGAAGUUUUUUGCUCAUUUAGCAAAUGAAUUGAUCAUUACAUU